GCCGUUUUGACACUGAUUAUUUUGGUAUCCCCGAGAACAUACCGUAAAAGCUUGUGUUACGGGGGCUGCCGAGAGUCCUAACAAGGCGUACAGUCAUCUAGACUGUGUUGAGACAGCUGACAGAUACACACGAAUCCUCGACAGCAGCCACUAAACAAGGCUGAUGAUACAAGUAGCUGCUGGCUAAUGUCGACGGUAGCCAGCCAGCGAGCGAGCUUAGCUUAGCUACGUGGACACGGAUAGUUAACUCGUGUCACCUGCAUUUCACCAGACAAACAAGCGAAAUACAGCGAGGAAAACACUUGUCAUCGACAGUUUUACAAGUCAGUAAGGUUGUCUGUGGAGAUUAACACUGCUAAGGUUGUAUGCCCAGUGUUGCUGGUAAGCUUGGUGGCAGACAGUGCCCAUCAAGUUGGCACUGGGACAGGGAGCCCACGAUGAGAGCUCUAUCCCUGGGUAUUUGCUGGCCAGCGUAGGUGCCGAUAUGCCCCGGUGGCCCGCAUCCUGAUGGACCGAGACACCUUCUCCCACAUCCGUCUGUGGUGCCCGCGCCCCUUUGGCACCUACUCCCAGAACAAAGCGAGGAGCCCAGGCUCAGGGGGCAGCGGCGGAGGGGGCGGUGGGGCAGGGUCCCCAUCCCUCUGCAAGGCGGAGCCCUCUCCAGGUGCCAGAAGGACAGUGGAUGGAACCGAAGAUGGAGGGAUGAUCGUGGGGGUGCAGGAACAGAAUGGAGAAGAGGAGGAGGAUGUGGGCUCGGAGAACACUCCACCUGAACCCGAGCUUGUCUCCAGCUCUUUGUCACAGAGCCAGGCCCCUCCAUCCUCCUCAGCCCCUCCAUCACCACCCUCUUCUGGGUCUCAGAUGGAAGAUGGCCGGGUGCUGUUAGACACCUGGUACGUCAUUAAACCAGGAAACACCAAGGAGAAGAUUGCUUUCUUCGUGGCACACCAGUUCAGUGGAGCAGGCCAGCCCAGACCCAGCGCCAUGAAGGUUAAAGGUAACUGGGCAACUGACUGCAGCAAAGCCAAAAGACGGAGACGAUGCUCAUCCUACGAUCCUCCAACUCGAUCCCAAUCGUCAGAGCCGCAGCUUGGCCACGAGUCCUCCCUGGUACCCAAUGCACCCCCAAGCCCCGAUGAGCUGUCACUAGGAGGGGUGAAUGAGACAGACCUGCUGUCCGUGGCAGAAAUGGUUGCCUUGGUUGAGCAAAGGACAGCCAUGGCCCUCCAGGGGAUCGUGGCUGUCCACGGGAACCACCACCAGCCCCCUACUACCACUCAUGACCAGGGCCUCACUCCUCACCAGCACACUCUUCUCCGAGGCACAGUAUCAGACCCCACUCCUAUCGUGUUUGUUUCUGAGAGUUCAAACGGCCAACCCUCCAAAGAGGCCAAAGAGUCAUCAUCUCCCAUCCAGACUGACCAGGAGCUGGAGGAGCAGCAGGAGUCAUGUAGGGUCGCUCAAGCCAUCGCACACUUCGAGUCCCAGAAUCUGGAAAAUCGGCUGCAUCUGGGCGCUAGUCCUGGAAUAGACUUUUCUAAUCAAGACGGCGAAAGGGAGCGUAGGAAAGGAGGGGAGUCUGGCAUUGUAACGCCUCCUCCACCCCCCAGCCACAGUCACGGUGAGGUGAGGAUAGCUUUCAGAGUGUCAAACUUGGACCCACGGUCUCAGCUGGAGCCAGCUGGCAGGUCCCGCUGUAUGUUUAUGAGCUGUGGUGGUGGGGGUAAUCAGGCAGCAGCCAGGUCCAAAGAGAAAAUCACCUGUGACCUCUACCAGCUCGUCAGUCCCUCCUCAAGAGACCCUAGUAGUCUGCUGCUUGCUGCCACAACAGCUGCCCCCAAAUCGGAAGGAGACCACCACCCAGACAGGCAGGCUUGUGGCAGCCCGGACCCAACCCAGGAGCUCUCCUCUGGGGAGAAGAAAGCUGUUGGUGUGGGGAGGGAGCGAGUCACCGGCUUUCAUGUGGAGGUGGUGGUGACGGGUGCUGUGGACCAAUGUGUAUUUUAUGGCAAGGACAGUACAGAGAAUGUGCAAGAGGAGACGGUGUGUUUUGCUAUGCCUAGUGGGGGAGGAGGUGGUGGGGGUGUGGGCAGCUCCACUGACCCUUCAUCAGAUGAUCCUCCUCCUGGACAGCUUUUCUUCCUUCAGCCCCCUCGGGGUGCAGAGGAGGAUGUAAAAGGAACGGGCACUGGCAGUGGGUCAGGAAUGUGCUCUUUGGACUGUGCCAACAACAACGGCCCUGGGGCAGGGGUGGCAGUGGGCUCAGGGGAGCGGACAACUCGACCAGACUCUCCCCUGGCCAACGUUGGGGAGGACUGCUCAGACCCUUCAUUGUGUCGCCUCUACCGCCACGUGUCCCAUGACUUCCUGGAGAUCCGCUUUCAGAUUCAGCGCCUCCUUGAACCACGCCAGUACAUGCUGCUGCUCCCCGACCACAUCAUGGUGAACAUCUUCAGUUACCUGCCCACACGAUCCCUGGCAGCCCUCAAGUGCACCUGCCACUACUUCAAGGUGUUGAUAGAGACUUAUGGGGUGCGGGCAGUGGACUCACGCUGGAAUCAAGACCCUCUCUACAGGGACGACCCCUGCAAGCAGUGUAAGCGGCAAUAUGAGCGCGGGGAUGUUUCCCUGUGCCGUUGGCACCCCAAACCUUACCACCAUGACCUGCCUUAUGGACGUUCCUACUGGAUGUGUUGCCGGCGCACAGACAAAGACACACCAGGCUGCCGUGUUGGGCUCCACGAUAACAAUUGGGUCCAACAGCCUGCUGAUGGCUCUCAGCCCAUCCGCACCAGGAGGGAGGACAGGAGGGAGGAGGCCAGGUAGAGAGGAAAGAGUACACCUCACAUACCAACUCUCAUUUCCUCCUGUGUACUUCCCUAUUCCCUCUCUUCUCAACUCAGUGGUUGAACAUAAUAAAGAGGAGUAUGAGAAGGAAUCAGCACUCCAGGACUGUUUUUUUUUCUUUUUUCCAGCACUCCUUUCUCAUAGUUGCCCUCGUUGGAGGGAGGUUGAGAGGUAAAGAAGGAAGAGAGGUGUGUCACUCUCCUUGCCUUUUUUUUUUUAAGCCCUGCAGAAUCCCUCUCUCCUCCCACUGUGCUCCAGAGUGGCACCUUUUAAAAGUUUGCAUACCAGGGUUGGGGUCCCCUCCUGCUGCUGUCAGUCAGCCUUCUUUCUGCCUCUUACUCAUUCGGGUUUCUGUCCAACUCCGUACAUGGUUGUUAGGUAAUUCAUGUGAAAACUUUGCAGUGUAUUUGAUUGAGAUUAGCAUUCAUGAAGUGACGCAUAGAAAUGUAACGCCCUCGAGCCUGCUUCCCGUUCCCAAAUACUUGUUCUAUGUUCUGUGUUCUAUCACAAACUUCUAUGUUAGCUGUACAAUGGUGCUUCAAGGAAUGAGCUUUACCGAAUCCAACAGAUGUCAAAUUUUUCAGUGGUGGAAUGUUCAGCGUCGCUCUAGAAAUGUGAUUGUAUAAAGCAAACUUGAUUUUCCGUUGUAGAAAGCCAUUUGUACCUGUCCUGCACCAUGCGUUUCUAUUUCUCUGAAUGUGCUGUACCGUUGUACCAUGUUGAUCAGUUCCCUGAUAAUGCUGCUGAAAUCAUUGCCUGUGUCACUGAUGUUAUUUCUGAAAUAGCCAUACAAUUGGUUAAUGACAGGCACAGUCUCACCAUACUGAGACCUGUUCAUGUCAUUGUUUUCAGAGUGGACCCUAACCUUGUUGACCAGCCAUAAAGAGGAGCCACUGAGUACUUUCUGGUUUACAGAGAAUUAUGGGAGAUGAACUCUAAUAAAUUAAGACCAGUGGGAUUGAAUGGGAUUAAAAAGAGAAACUUGAUGUCACUUUGGAAAGGCCUGAUGUCACUUUGUAUGGUUUGAUUGACUUGCUUGUUUGCCAUUUUGUGUUUGUUUUUUUGUUUUGGCUGUUUUAUUGGUGUGUGUGUCAGAGAAUGUUUGCUGUUAUAUUUGCUUUUAUUUUUGAGGACUCUCCCUGUAUCAGUCUACCCCCCCCCCCUCUACUCAACCUGCAAAGAUUGUUUUUUUGUUUUUUUAAACUUCAUCUUUGCUUAAAGCUCCAGCUCUCUUCCUUUCCUCCUCCCUUCCCCCCUCCGUCCUACGAUUCGGCAGAGGGCAGUGUUCGCCAAAGCCGUUCUUCAUGCUUCGAAGCGGGUGAAACCAACUACCACAGACUGCGGAAACUCUUUACACCAGCUUCCAGCCUUAAAAGCCCCCUACCUCUUUCCACCCCUCCUCUACCCCCCCCCCCUGCAGGAGAUUGAGGCGUCAGAUACCUCACAAGUGAUCAAGAGUAUUGGGAGCUGCACAGGACCCUGUAAGUGGCUAGAUUUUAAGACGCUGACUCCAUCCAGCUUUACUGGAUCCACCCAUAACUCUUUGAGUGGGAGUGAUAGAUGAACAGUGCCUGAUGACGGCUCUGACUCUUCAGUCUUGGAAAAACCUCUUUCUCUCCCCUGCUUUUACACCCCCCCUCCCCCCUCUCCCUCUGCAAGCUGACAGACUGGACAUUUAAAAAAGAAAACCCUGAUGUGAUGAAUGAUGCUGAAACUCUGCAUGGAGGUGGGAAGAUGUCGGGUAGUCACGGGAGAACUCUGUAGGUUCCAGACAUGUACAAUGCUAAUGGGAAAUAUCUGCUUAAAUAAAAGAAGUGAUGAUUAAAACUGGA
Molecule: messenger RNA, 4679 nt
Organism: Scomber scombrus (Atlantic mackerel)
Lineage: Eukaryota; Metazoa; Chordata; Actinopteri; Scombriformes; Scombridae
Gene: fbxo46
Product: F-box protein 46
Exons: 3
Coding region: 508-2826 (772 amino acids)
Biological process (GO): intracellular signal transduction
Molecular function (GO): protein binding
Source: RefSeq, a predicted model, not a curated record